AUUCAACCAAUUUUUUAAAUAAUCUUUCUUUUAAUUCCGAGAAAUGAUGUAUUUGUCCGACAUAACAUGUGUUUUUGCGAUCACGUAUGUAUAUUUCCACAAAGUUUCACUCUUUUACUACUGAGUAGUACGGAUACUCAGUUUAAAAUAUAGGAGAAUACAACUCUCUUCAAUGGAAAUGUUUAUAUUUUCCAAUAAUCAAGUAACAAAAGUAGCAAAAACAAUUGAUUUUACUCAAAAAUGUACCCAAAGCACUUAACUUCUUAUCUCUAUGCUAUGGAAAUGGACGCAUAAAAUCAAUAUCUGUUUCCUAACACAAUUAUUUUCAGUUUCAUUGUACGUGAAAACUUUGCCUAGUCCAUUUCGGGGACGUAUUCAAGAAUGAGUUCAAAUAAAGUUUUUUGCAGCAGAACCGAAAAACUCCUAUUGGAAUGGGAUUUACAAGAAUUAAUUCCUGAAUUCAGACGUAAAGGAAUAAAUGUGGAAGUUUUGAAAAGUCUUUCCGUGGAGGACAUUGAUUUAUUGAUACCAGAAGAAACUCGUUUCGGUUUACGAAUUAUUUUUAAGAAAAAAUUACGUGAAUGGAAAAAACAAAACAAUUUUGGUGAUAUAUCAAGUGAUGGGAUCAUAGUUAAUAAGACUUAUGUAGACAACUCAGUAGCAUCAAACAACGUUGUAGUUGUCAACAUCUCACCAUUUCCAUUUUUACCAAUUCUCCCAUUGUCGUUUGCGGCUUUAAAGUAAAAUAUAUCUAUUUUAUAUAUUUUAUUUGUAUUUAAUUAAAUAAAUGUAUUAAUACA
Molecule: messenger RNA, 800 nt
Organism: Teleopsis dalmanni
Lineage: Eukaryota; Metazoa; Arthropoda; Insecta; Diptera; Diopsidae
Exons: 3
Coding region: 382-744 (120 amino acids)
Source: RefSeq, a predicted model, not a curated record